AACGCGUGUAGUUGUUAUAGCUCGUUUGACUUUACUUUCUCUCUUCUAACUGGCCCUUGAUAAGUGAGUCUCGAUACACAAUAUGUUUGGAAAGAGUACUUUUGGAAAUACUGGAGGCUUUGGUCAACAACAGCAACAGCCUACAACGUCUGUCUUCGGACAACAACCUCAACAACAAAAUGCUUUUGGAGGAGGAUUUGGAGCUACAUCAGCUCCCAGUGCUUUCGGAACAACCAACACAACAAGUGCCUUUGGUCAGCCAGCUCAACAGCAAUCAGCUUUUGGGUCUACCCCUACGACAGGUGGCUUUGGUGCAACAGGAUCUGCAUUUGGACAAAACAGACCCUCUGCAUUCGGUUCAACCCAACCUUCUGCAUUUGGUCAAACCCAAACAUCUACCGGCUUUGGAGGUUUUGGAUCUACUUCAUCUUCCACCCCAGCCUUUGGAAGUUCGACAACUACAAACACAGGUGGUUUAUUCGGUCAAAGACCUGCUACCAGUGCCUUUGGCAGUACCAAUACAACAUCUGCCUUUGGUCAACCUCAACAACAACAGCAAUCGGCAUUUGGGGGAUUGGGUUCAACCACAACAUCAGCAUUUGGGCAACCUGCAGCCGCUACAGGUGGAAUGAAUCAAGGUACGGCUAUUGCUGAUUUCACACCCACUCAAGAUCGAGAUAUCGCUACUGGUGUUAAUAACUUCUUCCAAACAAUCACUGCGAUGCCUCAAUACAAGAAUUAUUCACUUGAAGAACUUCGUUUACAAGAUUAUCAACAAGGUAGAAAGACUGCUGCCGCUGGUGGCACUACUGGUGGAGCUUUUGGCUCAACUGGCACUUCUGUUUUCGGUCAACCUGCCCAAACAAGUGCUUUUGGUCAACCUGCAGGUACUACAUCAGCUUUUGGCGCGACUAAUACAACCUCAGCAUUUGGACAACCUCCUCAAACCAGUUCGUUCGGUCAGCCUGCUACAGGCACAACUGGUGGUCUUUUCGGUCAGCAAAACACUACUAGCGCUUUUGGACAACCUGUUGCAGGUACAAGUGCUUUUGGUGGAAGUACAUCAGCCUUUGGUCAACCUGCAGCUCAAACUGCCGGUGCAUUCGGAGCAGGUGGAACUGGAGCAUUCGGUAAUGCAGCUGCCUCAAAGCCCUUUUCGUUUGGUAGUACUCCUGCUCCUGCAACUAAUACUGGUGGUUUUGGUCAGCCUGCUACUGGUGGAUUCGGCCAAACGAUCAACACAUCUUCUGCUUUUGGUCAACCUGCACAACAAAAUACUGGAUUUGGUGGUUUUGGGCAAAAGCCUGCCACUCAAACAACUGGCGGUUUUGGUGGUUUUGGCGCCACAACUACUCCUGCUACUGGAGCUUUUGGUACGGGUGCAACAACAGGUGGAUUUGGUGCUACUGCUGCUAGUAAGCCUACCACAGGGUUCUCUUUUGGUGCCACAGCAACCAAUUCCACAGCUCCUUCCACUGGUUUUGGUGGAUUUGGCUCUUCAACGAAUAAUGCAACUGGUGGCUUCGGUCAAGCCAAUACAGCCGGCACUGGCGGUGGUCUUUUUGGUGCUGCUAAGCCUGCUGCUCCUUCAACUUCUUUCUUUGGUAAUACCGGCACUACCAAUACAGGCACUACUGGCGGAUUUGGUGGUUUUGGUACGGGUCAAAAUAAUACAACUGGUACAGCUGGCAGCUUAUUCGGUCAGAAACCUGCAACCGGUGGUGGAUUGUUCGGUGGCAGUACUUUAGGUGGUAAUACUUUGGGUAGUACCGGUACCGGCGGUUUCGGCGGUUUCGGUCAACAACAACAGCAACCUGGAAAUACCUUUACUUUACCCGCUACAGGUGGUUUGACUUCAUUCGGCACUAACCCUCUCCAGCAGCAACAACAACAGCCUUUAAUUGCUACUAUCGACAAAAACCCAUAUGGUAAUAAUCCUUUGUUUGAUGUAAGUAAGGUUGGAACCGAAGCUGUCUUCAAUGACAGUGGAAAAACAGGUCCUUCUGCAGUAGCCACUAUGCCAAGCCGUAAAGCCACUACUCCUCAUUUCCCUAUGUCCCCUCGUGUGGUAUCUAAAAUUAAACUUCGUGGAUUCACAUUUAAUCAUUCCACUAAAUCCAAUGUGAAGAAAAGCUCUUCUCUUCCAUUGGAUGGUGUUAGCGAUGAUGCAGUUCUUGGUUCUGGUGCAUUCGCUCCACGCCCAACCAACAAAAAGCUGGUUUUCGAUGAGAAUGUUCAUACGGCCGACAUUGAAGCUCUUUUGAACAAAAAAAGAUCAGACAAAAAGAAAAUCAUCUUCAAUCCUCAACUUGAAUAUGUAGCAACUCAACAACUUUCCAGUAAGAAUGGCGUCACUUCUCCAACAACCACAACUACUACUGCAACCACUGUCACCACAACAACCGUUACGACUUCCUCCAACUCUGGAUCUGCUGAUAAUGAUGCGGAGCAGACUUCAGUCACUCCUACCAGCAAGGCUUCCGCCAUUGCCAUGAAAAGAGAUGGAUAUUACAUAUCACCCACUUUAGAAACGUUGAAGAAUAUGCCCAAAGAGGCCUUAAAACAAGUGCAAAACCUAGUCGUUGGUCGUAAAGGAUUUGGUGAAGUGCGAUUUGACGAGCCUGUCGACUUGACUGAUAUUGAGUUGGAGGAUAUUAUGGGACAAAUGAUUGUAAUUUCAGAAAGAAAAGUAGUGGUCUACCCUGUUCAAGACCAAAAGCCUCCUAAGGGAACCAAGUUGAAUGUACCUUCCACGAUAACAAUCCAUAACUGCUACGCCAGCGAUAAGGAUACAGGUGCGCCUAUAACAGAUCCUGAGCAUCCACGAUUCAAAUUUUUCAAAGAAAAGUUGAUGCAGAAGAGCGGCGUUCAGUUUGUCAGUUAUGAUGACGAGACCGGUCGUUGGGUCUUCAAAGUUGAUGAAUUUUAACGAAGCAACUUAUCAAAAAAGCACUUAGGCAAACAUUUUCACAAACCAUAGUAAUAUUCUUUUUAUUA
Molecule: messenger RNA, 2997 nt
Organism: Mycotypha africana
Lineage: Eukaryota; Fungi; Mucoromycota; Mucoromycetes; Mucorales; Mycotyphaceae
Product: nucleoporin autopeptidase-domain-containing protein
Exons: 6
Coding region: 83-2929 (948 amino acids)
Biological process (GO): post-transcriptional tethering of RNA polymerase II gene DNA at nuclear periphery; RNA export from nucleus; protein import into nucleus
Cellular component (GO): nuclear pore cytoplasmic filaments; nuclear pore
Molecular function (GO): structural constituent of nuclear pore
Source: RefSeq, a predicted model, not a curated record